Corvus hawaiiensis (hawaiian crow) is the source of this 1890-nucleotide messenger RNA. RefSeq names its product regulator of G protein signaling 21 (gene RGS21). The coding region runs from base 993 to 1490 and encodes 165 amino acids. The record is from RefSeq and is a predicted model, not a curated record. NCBI's taxonomy places the organism in Eukaryota, Metazoa, Chordata, Aves, Passeriformes, Corvidae. The transcript is spliced from 8 exons.
CUCAGCUGAGAAAAAAAAUUGCAGAAAAUCAUCUUCCUCUCAUCAGUGAUUCAUAUGCUCGUGAAUUUAUGCCCUGCUCAGCUGCCUAUCCCAGACCCCGCUCAGUUCUUUGCAUUUUAGUCAAAUGCCUCAAUCAAAUGCCCUUUAAGCUCCUGUGUGGCUCUGUGCCAAAGAUAAAAAUGUAUUUCCUCUAUCUACCACCCAAGCUUGCUUCCAUUUUUACUUUUUUCCUUGCUACUGUGUUGCUAUCUUCCAUUUGUUGUACUCUGAUCACUUAGGGCUGGUCUCAUAAAAGCUCCCUCUGGUUUUAUACCAAAGCUUUUCUCUCUCCUUUCCUAAAUGGAAUCUGUCUGCAUAACCUCCUCCUAAUUCUCCCUUAUGUGUUACAGGAAAUUAUCUGGACUCUGAGAUUUACAAUCCAGCCUCUACCAUUGCCUUCUCCAUGAAAGGCGUUUCCAUGUCCUUAGGAUGCCAGCAGUGCUUGGAUCGUGUUGGCUUCUCCCAGCAUAAGGGAUGCACUCAAGUCCCUGUGGGCUUCGAUUGCUCAGGGCAGCAGAACGGUGACUUUUUGUUCUGCUGAGGGGACAGCACCACCCAAGCAAAUCUUGGCAUGGAAUGGAAUUAACAGAGGCCAGGUGCUGAAGAGCCUUAACACACUGAACCUGAUCCAGGAAACACCAACACAUCCACUGGAGAAUGUGAGCUCUUCUCACUUUGUGCUCAGAGACAAACUGGUCUUUUAUUCUUCUCCUGCAAGACAGUUCAGUUCUCCUGCUCGUCCCAGUAAUGCACCUCUCCAGAUCUAUUUCCAUCUGAUUUCAUCUUUCUGGAGCACAAUUGACCAGAUUCACUGGUUUUUUGUCCCAUGCGAAGUUCAUCAGAUAGAUUGGCCUGAAACUUCUUUUACAGAUCUACAAAAGCUUGAAGAUCAGUCAGAAGAAGAAACUCUGCCUUCCCUGUGACAGUCAGACAAACCCACAGUGGAACAAAAAAUGCCUGUGAAGGACAUGACCAUUUUGAUCCCUUGUUGUCAAUUCUGCUUGCCAUUCCCAUUAAAGUCAGAUGCUGGGGAAACCAUGGCCUGGUCCGAGUCUGUGGAUACAGUACUAGCCAAUAAAGAGGGCCUGGCAGCUUUUCGGACAUUUUUGAAGUCAGAGUUCAGUGAAGAGAAUGUGGAGUUCUGGCUGGCCUGUGAGGACUUCAAGAAAACCAAGUCCACCAGCAAGAUUGCCUCAAAAGCCCGAAAGAUUUAUUCUGACUUCAUACAAGCUGAUGCUCCAAAGGAGAUCAAUAUUGAUUUCCAUACCAAAAACGACAUCUCUGAGAACAUCUCUGAGCCCACCCUCAGCUGCUUUGAUGCUGCUCAGAGGUCAAUCUACAGCCUCAUGGCAAAGGACUCUUUCCCCAGGUUUCUGAGGUCAGAAGUGUACAAGGAACUGGUAAAGAAGCACCAGGACAGAAAUCAGAAGAGAUGGCUUCCAUUUCUGUGAGGAAAAAACCUGAGGCUUUAUGAGUUGAUAAUGCCUCCCAUUGCAAUUCAGUACAGAUAAUUAUUAAUUAUUAAAGUGAUUGCAGAAGCCACAUUCAAGAAUCACCUGAGCGAGCUUGUUUUUAAGCACAAAAUGCACAUGAUACUUUCUAAUAGCAGCAGAGCGAUAGUCAGGUAGCAGGAUGGAAUAUGCUAGGCACUUGAGCUACCUUCCUAAUAAAAAAGUUUGCCAUUGUCAUUUUUUUGCAGUGUUUGCUUCCUUUUUCAAAGAGAUUUGACAUUUUUAAGCAGAAUGUUUUGGUUUUCUUGUUUGCUGUUGAUUCCUCUUUAGACGUAUGGCCUCAAAAAUAAAUCCCUUUCAGGCGCCUUGAAUACAUUUACUCUUGCAUUUAUCAUUUUAU